Molecule: messenger RNA, 4555 nt
Organism: Suncus etruscus (white-toothed pygmy shrew)
Lineage: Eukaryota; Metazoa; Chordata; Mammalia; Eulipotyphla; Soricidae
Gene: CARMIL3
Product: capping protein regulator and myosin 1 linker 3
Exons: 40
Coding region: 187-4308 (1373 amino acids)
Biological process (GO): regulation of Arp2/3 complex-mediated actin nucleation; cell migration
Cellular component (GO): plasma membrane; lamellipodium
Molecular function (GO): protein binding
Source: RefSeq, a predicted model, not a curated record
AGGAGCGCGGCCGGCCGCCCUCCCUGACCGCUCGGAGCGGGCUCGGCUCGGGCUCGGCGGCUGCGGCAGCCUCAGUGGCCGGGCCCUGCCUGCCGGAGCGGAGGCGACCUAGCAUGUGCCAAGGCUUCCCGGGCGCGGCGGCAGCGGCGGCGGCGGCGGCGGCGGCUCCUUGCAGAAGCGGCCGCCAUGGCCAAGUCCGGCGCCGAGCUCACCCGCGAGCUGCAAGACAGUAUUCGCCGCUGCCUGAGCCAAGGGGCUGUGCUGCAGCAACAUCACGUGAAGCUGGAGACCAAACCCAAGAAGUUUGAGGACCGAGUGCUGGCUCUGACCUCUUGGCGCCUCCACCUUUUCCCCAUUAAAGUCCCAGCCAAGGUGGAGAGCUCCUUCAAUGUGCUGGAGAUCCGCACUUUCAACACCCUCGCCCAGAACCAGAUCCUCGUGGAGACUGAGCGGGGCAUGGUGAGCCUGCGGCUGCCCUCUGCUGAGAGUGUGGACCAGGUGACGCGCCACGUUAGCACAGCUCUCUCCAAGGUCUGCCCAGGCCCUGGGUGUCUGAUCCGGCGUGGAAACGCAGACACCCCAGAAGGGCCCCGGGAUACGUCCCCCAACUCUGAGACUUCCACAUCCACCACUCACAGUGUGUGCGGUGGCUUCUCAGAGACCUAUGCAGCCCUGUGCGACUACAAUGGGCUGCACUGCCGAGAGGAGGUGCAAUGGGAUGUGGACACCAUCUACCAUGCUGAGGAUAACCGGGAGUUCAAUCUUCUGGAUUUUAGCCAUCUGGAGAGCAGAGACCUGGCCCUCAUGGUGGCCGCCCUGGCCUACAACCAGUGGUUCACCAAACUCUACUGCAAGGACCUGAGACUGGGCUCAGAAGUGCUAGAACAGGUGCUACAUACCCUGAGCAAGUCGGGAAGCCUUGAGGAGCUAGUGAUGGACAACGCUGGCCUUAAGACGGACUUUGUCCAGAAGCUGGCCGGGGUGUUUGGGGAGAACGGGAGCUGUGUGCUGCAUGCCCUCACUCUGUCCCACAACCCCAUCGAGGACAAGGGUUUCCUAAGUCUGAGCCAGCAGCUUCUCUGCUUCCCCACGGGCCUCACCAAGCUGUGCCUGGCCAAGACUGCCAUUUCUCCAAGAGGGCUCCAGGCACUGGGCCAGACCUUUGGAGCCAACCCGGCCUUUGCCAGCUCCCUUCGAUACCUGGACCUGAGUAAGAACCCCGGGCUGCUGGCCACAGAUGAAGCCAACGCCCUCUACAGUUUCUUGGCACAGCCCAACGCGCUGGUUCAUCUGGACCUGGCCAGUACCGACUGUGCCAUUGACUUGCUUCUGGGUGCCCUGCUCCACGGCUGCUGCUCCCACCUCACCUACCUCAACCUGGCGCGCAACAGCUGCUCCCACAGAAAGGGCCGGGAGGCCCCACCAGCCUUCAAGCAGUUCUUCAGCAGCGCCUACACGCUGAGCCACGUCAACCUGUCGACCACGAGGCUGCCCCUGGAGGCCCUCAGGGCACUGCUGCAGGGCCUCUCCCUCAACAGCCACCUCAGCGACCUGCACCUGGACCUCAGCAGCUGUGAGCUCCGCUCAGCGGGAGCCCAGGCUUUGCAGGAGCAGCUGGGAGCUGUCACCUGUGUGGGCAGUCUGGACCUGUCAGACAAUGGGUUUGACUCGGACCUCCUGACCCUGGUGCCCGCGCUUGGCAAGAACAAGUCCCUCAAGCACCUGUUCCUGGGAAAGAACUUCAAUGUCAAGGCCAAGACCCUGGAGGAGAUUCUGCAUAAACUGGUCCAACUGAUCCAGGAAGAGGACUGUUCCCUGCAGUCGCUGUCGGUGGCCGACUCGAGACUGAAGCUGCGCACCAGCAUCCUCAUCAACGCCCUGGGCAGCAACACCUGCCUGGCCAAGGUGGACCUCAGCGGGAAUGGCAUGGAGGACAUCGGGGCCAAGAUGCUGUCCAAAGCUCUGCAGAUCAACUCCUCCCUCAGAACUAUCCUGUGGGACCGGAACAACACAUCAGCCAUGGGCUUUCUGGACAUCGCGAGAGCCCUGGAGAGCAACCACACGCUGCGCUUCAUGUCCUUCCCGGUGAGCGACAUCUCCCAAGCCUACCGUAGCGCCCCUGAGCGCACUGAGGACAUCUGGCAGAAGAUCCAGUGGUGCCUGGUGAGAAACAACCACUCACAGACGUGCCCCCAGGAGCAGGCCUUCCGCCUGCAGCAGGGCCUGGUGACCAGCAGCGCUGAGCAAAUGCUGCAGCGGCUGUGCGGGCGUGUGCAGGAGGAGGUGCGGGCCCUAAGACUGUGUCCCCUGGAGCCUGUACAAGAUGAGCUGCUCUAUGCCAGAGACCUAAUCAAGGAUGCCAAGAACUCACGGGCGCUGUUUCCCAGCCUCUAUGAGCUGGGCCACGUGCUGGCCAACGACGGGCCUGUGCGGCAGAGGCUGGAGUCAGUAGCCAGUGAGGUGUCCAAGGCUGUGGACAAGGAGCUACAGGUGAUUCUGGAGUCCAUGGUCAGCCUAACGCAGGAGUUAUGUCCCGUGGCUAUGCGGGUGGCAGAAGGGCACAACAAAAUGCUGAGCAACGUGGCUGAGCGUGUCACAGUGCCGAGGAAUUUCAUCCGAGGGGCACUGCUGGAGCAGGCUGGGCAAGACAUUCAGAACAAGCUGGAUGAAGUGAAGCUCUCGGUCGUGACCUACUUGACCAAUUCCAUCGUGGAUGAGAUCCUGCAGGAGCUCUACCAUUCCCACAAGAGCCUGGCCCGGCACCUGGCCCAGUUAAGGACACUGUCAGAUGCACCAGGGGGGCUGGGCCAAGGGCAGGACCUAUCCUCCAGGGGCCGAGGCCGGAUUAAUGAGCACGAGGAGACCACAGAUGAUGAGCUUGGAACCAACAUUGACACCAUGGCCAUCAAGAAGCAGAAACGCUGCCGCAAGAUCCGGCCUGUGUCAGCCUUCAUUAGUGGAAGUCCUCAGGACAUGGAAAGCCAGCUGGGGAGUCUGGGGAUCCCACCUGGGUGGUUCUCUGGACUUGGGAGCAGUCAGCAUACAGCCAGUGGCUCAUGGGAAGGCCUCGCUGAGCUGCCUACUCAUGGCUAUAAACUAAGGCACCAAACACAAGGGAGGCCCCGGCCACCCAGAACCACCCCUCCAGGACCUGGUCGGCCCAGUGUGCCUGUCCCUGCCACUCGUCAGGAGAACGGAAUGGCCACCCGCCUGGACGAGGGGCUGGAGGACUUCUUUAGCCGAAGGGUCAUGGAUGAAAGCUCCAGCUACCCAAGGACUCUGAGGACUUUGCGGCCAGGUCUCUCGGAGCCGCCUCUGCCCCCGCUCCAGAAGAAGAGGCGCCGGGGCCUUUUCCACUUCCGCAGGCCUCGAAGCUUCAAGGGGGACAGAGGACCGGGGUCCCCCACCACCGGGCUCCUCCUCCCUCCACCCCCACCCCCACCCCCAACUCAGGAGAGUCCCCCCAGCCCAGAUCUCCCCAGCCUCGGCAAUAGUUCCUCCCCCUGCUGGAGCCCUGAGGAGGAGAGCAGCCUCCUCUCUGGAUUUGGGGGUGGCCGGGGGCCUUCUUUUCGAAGGAAGAUGGGCACAGAAGAGGCAGAGUCAGGAGAAGGGGGCCAAGCUCCUGGGUCUGCCCAGCAGCCUCGUGUCCAUGGAAUUGCUCUCCCGGGACUGGGAAGAGCCAAGGGUUGGAGCUUUGAUGGAAAACGAGAGGGCUCAGGCCCAGAGCCAGAGGGCAGCAUCCCAGCAUGGCACAAGCGACGUUCUUCAGAUGACGCAGGGCCAGGAGCCUGGAAGCCACCACCACCACCCCAAAGCACCAAACCAGGUUUCAGUGCCAUGCGCCGUGCUGAAGCCACCUGGCACAUAGCGGAGGAAAGUGCCCCCAGCCACAGCUGCCAGAGUCCCAGCCCAGCCUCCCAAGAAGGGGAGGAAGAGAAAGGAGGAACCCUAUUCCGGGAGAGGACGGUUCUCGCUAGGAAUGUCAAGCUGCAGGACCCCCCUUUAGCUCCACGACCCCCCAAGCCAGUAGCUGGACCCAGGAGCCGCCGCAACCCCCAGGAGCCAGGAAGCAGGGAGGAGGCAGAGGCUGGGGGUGCGGCCCCAGGAAUGACCAAACCACGGCUGAGGCUGGACUCCCAGAAGGAUCAAGAGGAGCCUGAGGUGCAAGGGCCCCCAGAGCCAGGUCGCCGGGCCGCCCCACUGAAACCCAAGCGGACACGGCGAGCACAGUCCUGUGACAAGCUGGAGCCUGACCGAAGGCGGCCACUGGAUCCCACAGUAGGAGCCGGCGAGCCUGGAACAGACUGACAGCCACUGUGCCCCUCCCAGCCCUCGUCUCGAAUGUGCCUCACAGGGAAUCACACCCCCAUAUGCCCACACCUCCAGGCCCCUGCCAGCCCCUGUCCCACGGGGCAGGAGGUGGGGGCCAGCCUGGGAAAGGGAGACUCACCGCCUGCCUCUCGCUCUGCAGAGAACUGAGGGGCGGUGGGGGGUGGUGCCUCUAUAGCCCCAGGGGCUCAUUCCCCACUUGUAUAGAAUAAAAGACCAAAAUCAC